AGUCCGCCGAACUUUUGUUAAAGUAUUUUACGUGUUAUUGCGACCUCCGUCCCCAGAAUAGCAAUGUCCUGCACAGCGGAGGAAAUCGCGGAGAAACGGCGCAUAGCUAUCGAACGAUUGAAUGCCCGCAAGAGCGCUAAUUCUGGUGCAAACAAACAGACGACGAGUCCAGCGCUUACCGCGAAAAGUGUGCAACCGCCUAUUGCUGCUGCCGCUGCUGCUCCAGUUGUCCCAAAGCCCAACAGUAAUGCCGUGCACGGAGUAGGCUCAUUCUAUGGACAGAAUGAAAACAGAAAUACGAUCGGGAAAGUCCCAGCACAACGGAAACCGCCUGUUCCGUACGCCAGACCACCGCAAACGCAGAAGAAAACACCAUCGAAGAUUGCACCGAUUUUCGUGCGGACCGUUACGUGUUCUUUGUCGUUGGUGUCUGAAGAGAGAUUCAUCGCGGACACGAAUGGGUACCAUGAGCAAAUGAUUGAAGUAUUCAAACAAAUUCCAUCUCGAUCUUAUGAACCUGCCUCAAAGAAAUGGUCCUUCGAGCUGAAGGAUUACAGCCUACUGCUGACGCGGUUGGCACCGCUGAAUCCCAAUGUCGUCAUCUGUCCGAUUCCGUCGUUCGUGAUGCGUGAAUUUUCAAGCGGAUCAAAACCCAAACCGAGUCACGUUUGCCUCAAUGCGAUCGAUCCGUCGCUCGUCAGCUCCCUGCUCAAGUUUCAGAAAGAAGGUGUCGCGUUUGCUAUUGAUAAAAGUGGUCGCGCACUGAUAGCGGAUGAGAUGGGUCUCGGUAAAACGUAUCAGGCGAUCGCGGUGGCGGAUUUCUACCAGCAGGACUGGCCCUUGCUAAUCUGUACGACAGCCACGACCCGUGACAGUUGGGCAGUAAAGUUCCGGCAACUGUUGCCCCACAUUCCGGCCCAGCGCAUAAUGGUGCUGAACAAUGGACAAGACUUUAUCGGUGAUUGCCGUGUGCUGAUCUCGAGCUACUCGCUAAUGGAGCGAUGUGGAGACAAGCUGCAGGAUCGCGGGUUCGGUAUGCUGAUCUUUGACGAGUCACAUACGCUAAAGAACUUCAAAGCAAAGUGCACCAACGUUGCCAUGGCGCUAAGUAAGAAAGCGAGGCGCAUCAUUCUACUCUCCGGUACUCCGGCCCUUUCGCGACCAGUCGAACUGUUCACCCAGCUGCAAAUGCUCGAUAGUCGGUUUUGUACCUUCAAGGAGUACAGCACACGAUACUGUGCGGGCAAGCAGAGUAGCUUCGGCUGGGAUGCCAGCGGUCAGUCGAACCUUACCGAGCUGAACAUACUGUUGGCACGUAAGUUCAUGGUACGUCGAACGAAGGACGAGGUGAUGUCGGAGCUAACGGAGAAAAAUCGUGAGACGGUCAUCCUGGAUCCCUCGUUCAUGUGGACUAACGACGACAUCGAGGACGACAUGAGUUGCUAUGCGAACGAUUACAGCCAAAGCAAGGGUCGCCAGCGAGAAGAUAUUCUGCUGAAGUACUACAGUAUGUCAGCGGAAGCAAAGGCGCCUGCUGUUUGUGCCUACUUGAAGCAAGUGUUAAAAGAGAACAAAAAAUUCAUCGUAUUUGCUCACCAUCAUUCCAUGCUUGAUGCGAUCGGCAAGUGUCUCACGAAGCAGAAGGUAGAUUUCAUACGAAUCGAUGGAUCAACUCGAUCGGAUUUGCGAACGCCUCUCGUCGACAGGUUUCAAACAAAGGAAUCCUGCCGCGCGGCGGUACUCUCUCUGAAAGCGUGUAAUGCAGGCAUUACACUCACUGCAGCGCAUUUAGUACUGUUUGCGGAGCUAGAUUGGAAUCCCAGCACACUGGCGCAGGCCGAAAGUCGCGCCCAUCGCAUCGGACAGAUGGAUAACGUUACGGUGCGCUAUCUGUUGGCUCACAAAACCGCCGACGACAUCAUCUGGGCAAUGUUGCAACGCAAGCAGGACAUCCUGACCAAAGUUGGGCUGUGCAACGAGGAUUUUUCCGAUGCUUCAAACGUACAGGCCCUAAGCGAUGCGGGUUCGAUCCUACCCUAUCUGGACGAGACGGUUUCACCGGCACGAAAGUCGAUCGGUCCGCUCGAUCAGUUUAUUCAGCGCUCACCAAAACCACCGACUCCGUUGAAAGUUAACCCUGGAGGAUCGGGAGAAGCACUUGUCGCCAAAGGUUCUUCUACCGUAUCUAAGUUCCUCGAUCACGAUGAAGAUGAUGAUGAACUUGCGAUGCUUGAACUGUAGGAUUUAUUGUAUCGGCCAUGUGUUGUGGAAUGAAUGUGAUUGAAUUUUUGUAUA
Molecule: messenger RNA, 2295 nt
Organism: Anopheles aquasalis
Lineage: Eukaryota; Metazoa; Arthropoda; Insecta; Diptera; Culicidae
Gene: Marcal1
Product: SWI/SNF-related matrix-associated actin-dependent regulator of chromatin subfamily A-like protein 1
Biological process (GO): DNA repair; replication fork processing
Cellular component (GO): nuclear replication fork
Molecular function (GO): ATP binding
Source: RefSeq, a predicted model, not a curated record